AACUGGCGCUAAUGAUACAAUUUCAAAUGUAUAGUCAAACCCUCAAGGCGACGCAUCCCCCGGUGAGGUAAGUGUCUCAACGUCCUAGGAAAGAAAGUCGUUGAGGUAUUACAAUCCCAGCUACCAGCACCAGAACAGGAUGGUGCCGAAGUCCAAAGCCCCUCUUCGGGUUCUCCUACUUCGCCCCCCCAAGUCUCACCUACGAACUCCAUGCUCCCAUCCUACGAGCAGCCGCUUAGCGACGAGACCAGGGCUAAGAAACAACAAGAGCUUUUUGACAGCGUCAUCGACGAUACGCUCAGUACCAUCCCUCUUCGCCUCAUCGACACAAAGUCGGGCAAGUUGUGCACCGCCGGAGAACUCUACGCUCUUUUUAAAGAGUCUCACAGCUACAAGGAAGUUGAGACGAAGAUUCUCAGGGCCUCUGAGAAGGAAAUGAAGACAGUUGUUAAUGCCUUCUUCGAAUUCGCUAUGUUCUCCCAUCGUUGGGGAGCUGCUGAUGAUGAGCCUACGUAUCAACACAUCAAGGACGCCCCGAGCAUCUACGAUCUGCAAACACCACCGGAAAUCUUUAAGUUACAACAAUUUUGCAAGAUCGCCAGGGAGAACCAAUUCCGAUGGGCUUGGAGCGAUACGUGUUGUAUCGACAAGGCCAACAACGUCGAGCUCCAGGAGUCUAUCAUCUCCAUGUUCUCGUGGUAUCGGCUGUCGUCUGUCACCAUCACCUACCUUUCAGACGUCACCGACGAAGAAAGCUUCAGACAUAGUGUAUGGUUCACCCGCGGAUGGACGCUACAAGAGCUCAUUGCGCCUCGGCUCGUCUGGUUCUACAAGAAGGAUUGGACGCCAUAUAUCGAUAGCAAGCAGAACCACAAGGAUGACCCUCAAGUCGCCAAGAUUAUAACUCAGACCACGUUUGUCGAGCGUGACGUCCUCAUCAAUUUUGUACCUGGUUUGAGAGAUGUCGGCCCAGCUGAAGUCAAGAAGAGGAUGAGCUGGCUCGCGUCCAGGAGGACGACCAAGAUCGAAGAUAUGGCAUACUGCAUGAUGGGGAUUUUUGGUGUUCAUAUGCCAGUCAUGUACGGGGAGAAGAAGAACGCUUUUGUUCGCCUUCAAAAAGAGAUCAUGAACCUCACAGAAGACCUGUCGCUAUUUGACUGGGUCGGAGAACCUUCAGAGCUCCAUUCGUACUUCGCAUCGCACCCCCGCUGUUUCGCGAAAUCUGCGGCUGAACGCAAGGGGGACUCGUCAAAGCUCCCUGAUAUCAGGUUGUACAAGACGUCCAAGGGCCUUACCAGUGGUAUUACCGCCUCCAUUAUCCGAAAUGUCAAAAGACUCCUUCUUGACCCUCCUCACGGUCAUUUCAUCGCUAAUGGGAAGAUGAACAUGCCGCUGUUUGUUCACGAGGUUGUGACCAUGACACCCAUUGGAACGACAAACCCUCCCACUCUUAAUGACCACGACUUGAUCAGCUACCAUGUCAAGGCCGAAGGUCUUACUGAGAUGACGAUCACGACUCACCAAGUUCUACCCCGUAUGGACGAGGAAGAUUCUCCCAGCUACCGUCUUAUUCGGAUGUGGGAAGUCAACCUUAUUCCGCCGGAAGACACCGCGGAAACUGAGGAAGCUGGCGCCGGAGAUGAAGAGCGCAAUGAAGAGUCUGGAAAGACCUCUAGCUGGCUGGGCAGAUCGUCGGCCAUGCUAACAGACGCUGUCACAACUGCAGUGUCUCAGAACUCAGCUGUCAUGUUCUUGUCUCGUCUGCAGGAACCUUUUGUCGCACAGCUGCUGAUAAGGAGGAAGCAAGAUGGGCCUUACGAGAGAGUGGGAACGACGGAGCGGUUGAUAGCGAAGCCUUCAUCAGGCUCUGUCAACUUUCGGGGGGUCAAGACACUGGUUGUUCGUUAAUUUGAAUCACACUGUAUGUUGCAUGUAGUUCUACGGUAGUCC
Messenger RNA from Suillus clintonianus, 1950 nucleotides. RefSeq lists its product as uncharacterized. Lineage: Eukaryota; Fungi; Basidiomycota; Agaricomycetes; Boletales; Suillaceae. The record is from RefSeq and is a predicted model, not a curated record. Bases 211 to 1908 code for a protein of 565 amino acids. The transcript is spliced from 2 exons.